Messenger RNA from Lucilia cuprina (Australian sheep blowfly), 1850 nucleotides. RefSeq names its product alkaline phosphatase. Lineage: Eukaryota; Metazoa; Arthropoda; Insecta; Diptera; Calliphoridae. Gene Ontology annotation, molecular function: alkaline phosphatase activity. The transcript has 3 exons. The coding region runs from base 72 to 1694 and encodes 540 amino acids. The record is from RefSeq and is a predicted model, not a curated record. Gene Ontology annotation, biological process: dephosphorylation.
AGCUAGAGGCUGAAGAAAGUGCAAUAAACUUUGCUGAAAGCAAGAAUUUCUUUAAAUAAAAUACAUUAAAAAUGUGGUUAAUUAUUAAAAAUUUAUUAAUAUUUGUGUUGUUGACAUCUCCGGCAGUCAAUGGUGGUGUUUUUGUUAACAGCGUAAAUGAUGAUCAUCGUAUGCAUCCCAUGUUUAAUUUUAAACGUGAACGUCUUCAUAAAAGAGCCAUGCCUCUGUUGCGUUUCGAAUCGUCUAAACCCGAAGAAGAAUUCUCCGAUUAUUGGUAUGAAGUGGGUCAAGAUAUUUUGGACAAACAGCUGGAGAGUAAGACUAAAUUGAAUACGAAUAUGGCUAAAAAUGUCAUUAUGUUUUUGGGUGAUGGCAUGUCGAUACCCACAAUCACGGCUGGACGUGUUUAUUUGGGCGGCGAAGAGAAACAAUUCUCAUUUGAGAAAUUCCCCUAUAUCGGUUUGAGUAAGACCUAUUGUGCCAAUACCCAAGUAGCCGAUUCUGCCUGUACAGCCACUGCCUAUUUGGGUGGUGUUAAAGCUAACUACGGUACUUUGGGCGUAACAGCAGCUAUCGAAUUAAACGAUUGUCAAGGGCAAAAUAUUACCGAACAUCAUGUGAAUUCUAUAGCCGCUUGGGCUCAAGCCCAAGGUAUGGCCACUGGUUUAAUAACCACCACCUCUGUGACUCAUGCUUCUCCGGCUGGUAUUUAUGCUCAUGCCGCCAAUCGUGAUUGGGAAAAUGAUGCUGAAAUAUUAAAAACUCAAAAUGAUCCUAAUGUUUGCAUAGAUAUAGCCACACAACUGAUUCAUGGAGAAGUGGGCCGUAAUUUAAAUGUUAUUUUGGGAGGAGGACAAGAACAUUUUCUACCAAGACAUCAGGAGCCCGGUAAACGUUUAGAUGGUCGUAAUCUUAUACAAGAAUGGCAGCAAAUGCAUGGACCUAAUGCCCAUUACGUUACCAAUAAAAAUGAACUUUUGAAUUUACCCAAAAACACCGAAAAAGUUAUGGGUUUAUUUGCCCCCAAUCAUGUGCCCUAUCAUUUGGAUGCCAAUCCUGAAAGUAUACCCACCUUAGAAGAAAUGGUUCAAGUUGCUUUACAACUAUUGGAAAAACAAAGUCAAGGUAAAGGCUAUUUCCUCUUCGUUGAAGGUGGCAGAAUAGAUCAUGCCCAUCAUGAUACUUUGGCUAUGAAAGCUUUAGAUGAAACUGCUGAAUUUGGCAAAGCCAUUGAAUUUGCCCGCUCAAAAACCAGCUUAAAAGAUACCCUCAUUGUGGUAACCUCCGAUCAUUCACACACCAUGUCGGUGGCUGGUUAUUCCAGUCGUAAGAAUGAUAUUUUUGGUAUUAACAAUGGUCAAUUGGCUUUGGAUCAACUGCCUUAUGCUACUCUCAGUUAUGCCAAUGGUCCCGGUUUUGAAAACAACAUCUUAAAACAUAGUCCCGGUGUUAAGCGCAGAAAUCUUUUGGAAACCAAUAUGAAACACAAAAAUUAUAAAUUUCCUUCUACCGUCCCCUUGGAAUCGGAAACUCAUGGUGGUGAUGAUGUAGCAGUAUUUGCUAGUGGUCCUUUUGCUCAUCUUUUUACCGGAGCCUAUGAACAAAACUUUAUACCCCAUGCCAUGGGUUAUGCCUCGUGUUUGGGUUCUAGAAAAACUGCCUGCAGUGAUGGUUUACAUCGGAGGAGAUAUUAGAAUAAGUAAUAGUUAAUUUAUGUAGUUUUAGUAUUUAAGGGGGGUUUAGCUUUUUAAGGGGUAAAUUUUUAAGUUGAUUAUAAUGUUAAUUUUAAGAAGUACUUAACGCUGAAAAAAAAGUUCAAAAAAGUUUAAUAAUAAAAUAAUGGAAUUCCU